AUGAUCUGGCAACCAUUGUGGCUAGUAUUGUCGAUUCUGCUGGGAGCCGCAAGCGCUAAAGACUUGGGUAAUGUAUUUACCAGUCUUUCGUUUCAGGGCCCAGCGGACUACAACAAUUCUCCAGACAUGAUUUGGACUGCGCUUAUGAAUUUCGCCAUCACUCCGGCGAUGAACGUCCAGGCCGGAGACACAUUCAAACUUACAGCACCAAACGUACUAAAAUUCUACGCUGGUAAGACAAUUGGUGACGCUGGCUACGUACCCAUCGUGGAUAAGACUGGCGCGACCAUCGCCAACUGUUUGAUCCAAAAUGGGUUCCAUACGGCCUCACAAUCUUCCUUGACAUGUACCGUCAGCAGAGAUGACUUCUACAAGGCUGAUGGUGCUGUGCAGCUAGGGUUUGUCUUCAAUUACGGUGGCUCUGCCGAUGCCCCCGCCAUCAAUGCUGCUAAGACUUUUAAGAAAGGUGUCAACUCUGUUACCUGGAACGGACUUACAUCCACCGUCAAUUUUGGAGUGCAAAACAAUUUUGUGCCUAUAACUUCAAGCAAGUACGCGGGCUAUGAGACUCUAUUUCCAGCCACUGGCCAAUAUCAAGAGGCUUUCUUUUUGGGUAAUACUUGUAGUCAAGACUUUUCCGAAACCAUAACGAUUAACUACGCGGGAGGCCCCGGCACUAACGGUGAUUUGGCAUCGUGCGAUACCGUCAAAGUUCGCAUCGCACAGAAUUUCAAUGAAUACAACAUGCCGCUCGAAGCGAAAACUCUCUCGUCAGACGCUCUUACUGUCAAAUGCUCCGGUAGCAAGGUCGUGAUCACUGCUAACAUUCCAGCCAACAAUCGUAUCUUUGUCAAUGCUAUGCAAAUGAUGGAUCGCUCGAUCACAAAUGUCCAAUACUACACUAGUUACCUUGAAGAAGGAUACUGUGGUAGAUAUCCAUUUCGUUACUCACCGGGUAAGACCCAUAAUUUCAUUUUCGGUUCCGCUGAAGGCUGGGGUAACCAACAAGCUCUCCAAUGGCACACAACAACAGUAGGAUGGACUGGAUCUUAUACUACAAGUUCCACUUCCACCACUGCAAUCACAGGAACUGAUGGUGCCUUGACUCCAGAGCCAGUGUUGGUCGUAGAGACUCCAACUGUCGGUAUUAAAUCUACAACUUUAACUCCAUGGGCUGGAACUGUGACUUCAACUUACUCUACUAGUUUGACCACAUUCACCGGUUCUAACGGUAUUAGAACUACCAAAACCGUUUAUUUCGUCGAGACCCCAACCGCUGCCACUCAAUCCACGACCUUCAGUCCAUGGGCAGGUACUGUGACUUCGACUUACUCCACUAGUUUGACCACAUUCACCGGUUCUAACGGAAUCCCAACCACGAAAACUGUUUACUUUGUCGAAACUCCAACCGCUGCAACUCAAUCUACGACUCUCAGCCCAUGGGCAGGUACUGUGACUUCGACUUACUCCACUAGUUUGACCACAUUCACUGGUUCUAACGGAAUCCCAACUACGAAAACUGUGUACUUCGUCGAAACUCCAACCGUUGCAAUUCAAUCUACUACAAUUACCGGAUGGACUGGCUCGAUCACUAGCACUUUCUCUACUGAUGUCACCACCUUCACCGGAUCUGACGGCAUUCCAACUACCGAGACUAUCUACUACGUCGAAACCCCAGUUGUGGAAGUGAACUCCACUACCACCACCGGAUGGACUGGCUCUAUCACUAGCACUUUCUCUACUGAUGUCACCACAUUCACCGGAUCUGAUGGUAUUCCAACUACCGAGACUAUCUACUACGUCGAAACCCCAGUUGUGGGAGUGAACUCCACUACCACCACCGGAUGGACUGGCUCUAUCACUAGCACUUUCUCUACUGAUGUCACCACAUUCACCGGAUCUGAUGGUAUUCCAACUACCGAGACUAUCUACUACGUCGAAACCCCAGUUGUGGAAGUGAACUCCACUACCACCACCGGAUGGACUGGCUCUAUCACUAGCACUUUCUCUACUGAUGUCACCACCUUCACCGGAUCUGACGGCAUUCCAACUACCGAGACUGUCUACUACGUCGAAACCCCAGUUGUGGAAGUGAACUCCACUACCACCACCGGAUGGACUGGCUCUAUCACUAGCACUUUCUCUACUGAUGUCACCACCUUCACUGGAUCUGAUGGUAUUCCAACUACCGAGACUAUCUAUUUCGUUGAAACUCCAACUGCUGAUGUCAACUCUACUUUGACUACUGGAUGGACUGGAUCUUUCACAAGUACUUUCUCCACCGAUAUCACCACAUUCACUGGAUCUGAUGGUAUUCCAACUACCGAGACUGUCUACUACGUCGAAACCCCAGUUGUGGGAGUGAACUCCACUACCACCACCGGAUGGACUGGCUCUAUCACUAGCACUUUCUCUACUGAUGUCACCACCUUCACCGGAUCUGAUGGUAUUCCAACUACCGAGACUAUCUAUUUCGUUGAAACUCCAACUGCUGAUGUCAACUCUACUUUGACUACUGGAUGGACUGGAUCUUUCACAAGUACUAUCUCUACUGAUGUCACCACCUUCACUGGAUCUGAUGGUAUUCCAACUACCGAGACUGUCUACUACGUCGAAACCCCAGUUGUGGGAGUGAACUCCACUACCACCACCGGAUGGACUGGCUCUAUCACUAGCACUUUCUCUACUGAUGUCACCACAUUCACUGGAUCUGAUGGUAUUCCGACUACCGAGACUGUCUACUACGUCGAAACCCCAGUUGUGGGAGUGAACUCCACUAUCACCACCGGAUGGACUGGCUCUAUCACUAGCACUUUCUCGACUGAUGUCACUACUUUCACUGGAUCUGACGGUAUCCCAACCACGGAAACCAUCUACUACGUUGAGACUCCAACAGCUGGUGUCAACUCCACGGUAUACACUCCAUGGACCGGUGCAUUGACCUCGACUUUCUCGACUGAUGUCACUACUUUCACUGGAUCUGACGGUAUCCCAACCACGGAAACCAUAUACUACGUUGAGACUCCAACAGCUGGUGUCAACUCCACGGUAUACACUCCAUGGACUGGUGCCUGA
Lachancea nothofagi CBS 11611 is the source of this 3075-nucleotide messenger RNA. The record is from the annotation of a GenBank genome assembly. Lineage: Eukaryota; Fungi; Ascomycota; Saccharomycetes; Saccharomycetales; Saccharomycetaceae.